AUGUCGAACCUCCCGCUUCCUCGUGUUGAAUCCCUGGUGGACUGCACCAACUUCAAGCUCACUGUCCUCCCCUAUCUCGCCCAGCUGGAAUGGCUACCCGCCAGCUUGCGCGAAGCCGGCCGGGAUCUGGAUAGCUUGAAGGCUGUGUACCUCGCCACGAACCCUUUUGUCUCCGCACUUUCGAUCUGCUUGGUUUUGGCUGGGGGUUUCUUUUUGGCUGCCGAAAUUAACCGAAACUUCUCCCAGGUGGACCGAUUCUGGAGCAUUUUGCCUGCACUGUACAACGUGCACUACGCUCUUUGGGCGCGUUUAGCCGGAAUCCGCACCCAGACUUUGGAUACAAUCGCUGUCAUCAGCAUUUUGUGGAGUAUUCGUUUGACAUUCAACUAUUGGCGCAAAGGAGGUUAUUCCAUCGGCUCGGAGGACUAUCGCUGGGAAAUUGUACGCGCCAGAGUCAACAACACCUUUGUGUUUACGAUCUUCAACUUCUCCUUCAUCGCUGUGGCCCAGUCCCUGCUCCUCCUUCUGAUCACCGUUCCGACCUACGUCUUCGUGAUCAUCGCGCAGAACAAGGGUCCCGAGAACUUUGGUCUCGCCGAUCUGGCCUUCUCGCGCGUUGCUUUGUUCUUCAUUAUCAUCGAGUUCUUCGCCGAUCAGCAACAAUGGAACUUCCACCAGGCAAAGCACGAGUACCAGACCAAUGCGCGCAUCCCCGAGCAAUUCAAGGACCAAUAUACCUUCGAAGACCUCGAGCGCGGCUUCGUUGUCAGCGGUCUCUGGUCGUGGUCGCGCCACCCCAACUUUGUUGCUGAGCAGGCAGUUUGGUUGACCAUGUACGCCUGGUGUGCCUUCCGCACCGAGACCUACGCCUCGUGGGCUGGAAUCGGUCUCUUGGGCUACAUGGCCAUCUUCCAGGGAAGCACUCGUCUUACUGAGGCGAUCAGUGCUAGCAAGUACUCCGAGUACAGCGAGUACCAGGCUCGUGUGGGCCGCUUCCUCCCGCGCCUGUCUGUUGAGGCCAAGCAGACGAAGCCUGCUAAGAAGGCCGCUAAGAAGCCCAAGGCUGUUGAGAAGAAGAGCAAUUAA
This is a messenger RNA of Penicillium atrosanguineum, 1086 nucleotides long. Its product is annotated as DUF1295 domain protein. The transcript has 2 exons. The record is from RefSeq and is a predicted model, not a curated record. Bases 1 to 1086 code for a protein of 361 amino acids. NCBI's taxonomy places the organism in Eukaryota, Fungi, Ascomycota, Eurotiomycetes, Eurotiales, Aspergillaceae. Gene Ontology annotation, cellular component: membrane.